Molecule: messenger RNA, 3733 nt
Organism: Lagenorhynchus albirostris (white-beaked dolphin)
Lineage: Eukaryota; Metazoa; Chordata; Mammalia; Artiodactyla; Delphinidae
Gene: SYNE3
Product: spectrin repeat containing nuclear envelope family member 3
Exons: 18
Coding region: 130-2913 (927 amino acids)
Biological process (GO): nuclear migration
Cellular component (GO): meiotic nuclear membrane microtubule tethering complex; cytoplasm; nuclear outer membrane
Molecular function (GO): actin filament binding
Source: RefSeq, a predicted model, not a curated record
UGUCCGGGUCCCGCCCCGGCCCCGCCCAGCCCGGAGCCUCUCCGGACGCUGGGAGGGGUAGGGCGGUUCCGCCCGGAGUGCCCGCGGCACCGCGCUCCUGCAAGCUCCCGGCCGGCCCCUGCAGGUGCCAUGACUCAGCAACCGCAGGAGGGCUUCGCCAGGAGCAUGGGGGAUGCCCAGGAGUGGAUGAAGGCUGUGCAGGAGCGGCUGCAGAUCAAUGACAACACCCAGGGGCCCCGCGCAGCCCUGGAGGCCAGGCUGCGGGAGACCGAGAAAAUAUGCCAGCUAGAGCCAGAGGGCCGCGUGAAGGUGGACAUGGUGCUGCGGGCGGCCGAAGCCCUCCUGGCAUGCUGCCAUGAGGACCAGAAGCCCGAGAUCCUGGCCCGGCUGAGGGACGUCAAAGCGCAGUGGGAGGAGACGGUCACCUACAUGACCCACUGUCACAGCCGUAUUGAGUGGGUGUGGCUGCACUGGAGCGAGUACCUGCUGGCCCGGGAUGAGUUCUACCGCUGGUUCCAGAAGAUGACGGUGGUGCUCGAGCCCCCCGUGGAGCUGCAGCUGGGCCUGAAGGAGAAGCGCUGGCAGCUGAGCCACGCCCAGGUGCUGCUUCAGCACGUGGACAAUCAGGCCACGCUCCUGGACCGGCUGCUGGAGGAGGCGGCCUCCCUGUUCAACAGGAUCGGGGACCCCAGCGUGGACGAAGCCGCGCAGAAGAAGCUGAAAGCCGAGUACGACGCGGUGAAGACCAAAGCCCAGAACAGAGUGGACCUGCUGGAGCAGGUGGCCCAGGAGCAUGAACAUUUCCAGCUGAGCGUGGACGAGUUCCAGCUGUGGCUGAAGACGGUGGUAGAGCGGGUGCACGGCUGCAUGGGGCGCAAGUGCCGGCUGAGCACCAAGGACCGUCUCUUGGCGCUGCAGGACAUCGCCAGCGACUUUCCCAGGGGCGAGGAGUCUUUGCGGAGGCUGGAGGAGCAGGCCGGGGGCGUCAUCCAGAGCAGCUCCCCUCUGGGUGCAGAGAAGAUCACCAGAGAACUGGAGGAGAUGCGGAAUGUUCUGGAGAAGCUGCGUGCGCUCUGGGAGGGGGAGGAGGGGCGGCUGCGGGGCCUGCUCUGGUCCAGGGAAGCCUACGAGCAGCAGAGGAGGCAGCUGGAGGCCGAGCUGGCAGAGUUCAGGAAGGGCCUUCAGAGGCUGGCGGAGGAGGACCUGGAACCCGCGGCCAAAGCAGGGACCCAGGACGAGCUGGUGGCCCGCUGGAGACGCUACUCGGCCACGCAGGCGGCGCUGGCCGCGGAGGAGCCUCGGGUGGACCGUCUGCAGGCCCGGCUGAAGGAGCUCAUCGUGUUCCCCGAGGACCCGCAGCCCCUCGCGGGCAGUGUGGUCUCUGCCAUCCAGGAGCACCAGAGCAUGAAAGCCAAGAGCAGCAGGCUACGUAAUGCCGCGGGCGUGGACCUGUGGCGGCAUUUCCAGCGGCCCCUGCAGGAGCUGCAGCUGUGGAGGGCUCUGGCCCAGAGGAUCGUGGACGUCACCACCAGCCUGCCGGACCCGCCCUCCAUCCACACCUUCCUGCCGCAGAUUGAGGCGGCCCUGGCGGAAAGCUCCCGCCUGAAGGAGGAGCUGACGAUGCUGCAGCUGAAGAAAGACCUGCUGGGCGGCAUCUUUGGCCAGGAGAGAGCCACGGCCCUGCUGGAGCAGGUGGCAACUUCCGUGAGGGACAGAGACUUACUGCACAACCGGCUUCUGCAGAGAAAGAGCAAACUGCAGAGCUCACUCGCUCAACACAAAGAUUUCGGAGAUGCUUUUGAUCCCCUGCAGAGAAGGCUCUCAGACCUCCAAAUCAGGGUCCGUGCUGAGAAUGGGCUUCAGCGGGACCUUCCUGGGAAACAGGCCCAGCUUUCGAGGUUGCAGGGGCUACAGGAGGAGGGGCUGGACCUGGGGGUGCAGAUGGAGGCCAUGAGGCCUCUCAUCCAGGGGAACUCCCACCACCAGCACAGAAUGGACCAGCUCUCCUCUGACCACCAGACCCUGCACAGGUCUCUGGAGGACCUUGUGGACACGUGCCGGCAGAGCGUGCGGGAACAUUGCACCUUCAGCCACGAGGUUUUGGAGCUGCGACAGUGGAUCUCCAUGCUCACGCAGAAGCUGGAGGCCCACCGCGUGGACACGGGCCCAUGGGAUGCCCAGUCCCGAGAGGUCGAUGUCGAGAAGCUGCUGGACGAAUUCCCCGCGAAGGAGGCCCAGCUGCCCCUGAUUGAAGCACGCGGCCGGCUGGUGAUGGAGAAGUCUUCUCCGGAGGGGGCUGCUGUGGUCCAGAAGGAGCUUCAGGAGUUGGUGGAGUCUUGGGGGGCCCUGAGGCUGCUGAGGGGAAGCCUGCUGAGCCUCAUCAAAAACCGGCAGCUGCAGAGGAUGGAAGUGGAUUCGGGGAAGAAACUGAUUUUCACCAACAACAUCCCAAAGACUGGGUUUCUCAUCACCCCCAUGGAUCUUAUUUUCCGACACCACCGUCAGACAAAUGUGCUUCAGGAGGAGGAAGACAGCUGUGAAGAUUUCUCCCAGCUCCUGAGGAGCUUUGAGCACUGGUUGCAGGUGGAUAAUUCCAAGUUGGUUAGAAUCAUCGCCAUGAGAACUGCCACCACCAAGGACCUGAGGACCAGAGAAACAAAACUGCAGGAGCUGGAGGCUCGGGUACCAGAAGGUCAGCAUCUCUUUGAAAACCUCCUUCGUCUCAGGCCAGCGAGGGGGUCCUCAGAUAAGCUGGAGGAUCUGCGCUACCGGUGGAUGCUCUACAAGUCCAAACUAAAGGACUCCGGCCACCUGCGUACGCAGAAUUCUCCAGGGGAGCCGACUGGAUUCCAAAAGCUAUGCAUAGGAGACCAAGAAGGGAUUCCUCAGGCCUUUGAAAUCACAGUGUUAUAGACCAAGGAAGACCUUUAAACAGAGGGGAAACCGAAGACCCAAGAGGGUCCAGACCCCCAGCACGUGCUGCUGCCCCCUGCUCUCUGGAGCACACGGACCCGUCCUUUCCAGCACAAGCCCAGCCUCAGCACAGCUCUCAGCGCAGGGACCCUGGCGUCCCUGUAACUAGAAAGAGCUGGACAUCCACAGGGCGGGAAAACAGCGUCACUGAGAAGGGCUCUCAGCACUGACUCAGAAAGCACACUUUUCUCCAGAUAUUUAGAAACCAAGCCACAAAGCCGUUCUCCACAGGCGAUCGCUUUACUGGAAAAUCAGGGGCUGUGUGAACCAAGACCUCAGGCCCAGGCAGCUGAGCCCAGAUGCCCACUGGGUUGCAUUGGUCCAGCCCAAGAAGGUCAGCGCUGUGGCCAGGGCCUUUGAACAUCUCCUCUCCCACUCUCCCACUUCACAGCGAGCAGGCAGCGGCCCAGAGAGGGGAAGCAACUUACCCACAGCCACACAGCAAGAGGUGGCCAAGGCCAGAGCUGAGCCUGGUCACCGCUACCCCCAGGCGGCGCCCUGCUCGCGGUCGCCCCAUCCCCCCCACCCCAUCCGUAACUUCAGAAAGAAAAAGCUCGAAGGAUGUGAACACCAUUGUGUCCUGCAUGUGGGCUCGGGGGAGAAGUGUAAUGUGUGGGCUGCUGGGUGGGAGUGUCUGCAUAUAUUUUUUAAACUUUGACAGUGAUGCCAUAGAGCUUGUUUGCAUAACUUUUUUUAAAAAAGAGAAUUGAUAUUUUCAUUACUUUCAUAUAAAUGCGGGGCCAAUAUGAUAUAACCAUCA